GUGGGGAGAAGUGUGGAGCUGCCGCCGGCUGGUGUUCAUUGUGCUGCUGGUUGGCAGAAUAGAAAACACACGCAUGAGUAAAAAUAGUUUGAGCUUGUUCUGGAGUGAUGUUUCAGGAGACUGCUGGGUCGUAGGGAUGGACAGGAUGUGGCAGAAGUAGAACAUCUCAAGCUGCUGGAUUUUAACUUUUGUCCCAGGACACAAGUAGAGAGCACCACUCUUCCAUCUCCCUGUUUAAUGAGCAAUGAAGACAAUGGUGAUCCAGGCUUCCUGUAGGAGAGGUCUGCAGGUGUGUUUACUCCUGCUGCUGCUGGGACGACUGCAGGGCAGGGUCACAGCACCAGAGCGUCUGGAGGCUCCGGUGGAGAAGCCCUUCACUCUGACCUGCAGUGUCUCGAGGGAGCGAGGUGAAUCCCUGAGGCAGGUGCGUUGGCUGGACGUCCAGAACCAGACCCUGCUGAGCUACCAGCCCGGACACAGAGACAGCGUGAGUGGACAGCAGCACGUGGAGCUCGCCUCCUCCCCAAAGGACACCUCGGCCAUCACCAUCCGCAGGGUGGGCUUCCGAGACGAAGGCUGCUACACCUGCAUCUUUGACAUGCAUCCCUCGGGUUCAAAGCAGGGUCAGACCUGUCUCACGGUCACCUCACAUGUCACCGCUGACAGCAACAAGACGGCGGUGAAUGGCAAGAAGGCGUCUCUCUCCUGCUCUUACGGUUUGCCCGAGAAGGUGCAGCAGAUCUCGUGGAGAUACACCCCCGCACAAGGAGAGUCCGCAGACGUGGCCUCUUUUGCGAAGCGCAGUGACCCCAUGAUUGAGCCAUCGUACCAGGGGAGGGUCUGGCUCAGUGCCUCCCUGUCCGACAGCCAGCUCACCAUCCAGCCCGUCACCAUCCAAGACGAGGGCUGCUACACCUGCCUGUACAACACAGAUCCUGACAAACCAAAGAGCUCCACAGUUUGCCUCUCCACCUAUGUGCUGCCCAAACCCCAGGUGAGCUACAAGACCACCUCUCCAGGAGUGAUCGAGGCCAACUGCACCUGCGUGUCACGUCCCCCGGCAGAGAUCGUGUGGAACGUGGAGCGAGAUAACCGCACCAUGGGCCCCCCUGUGACCACACAGCUUCCGCAGGCUGAUGGGACCACUCUGAUCAUCAGUACGUUGACUGUGAAGUCAGGGCUGCUGAAAGACGUGUCUGUCAAGUGCCUGGUGCACCACAAAGGCCUGGAAUCCCCGAUCGCUGUUUCCAUGAACACUAAAAUUGGAACAGCUCUCACCAUCCUGAUCUCAGUCACCACAGUAGCAGCUCUGUUGGUCAUGUCCCUGUGCUUCUGCCUUUGGAAGUGUUUCCUGCGCAAAGAAGCUGAUUAAUUUUCCGAGUCUGAACAGCAGAGGCAGUGCUUCUCAGAUCGAACGUUGCAGAAGUGAUUCCAGACAUCCUCCUCCUCCUCAUCAUCAUCAUCACCUUGGUACAAAUUGAAGAUGGUCUGACACACCUCUGUGGCUGUGUCCAACACAAUCCUACACAUGAGAUCCGACCGUUGGACGUUCAACUCUGCUCCUCUGCAUCUGACUCUCACAUAAUCUCCAGGCUGUGUUCACUUGAAGUCUGUGGACUGGGUCAUAUUUAUUCUCUGUAAUGGAUGAGUCGCUGUAUGGUCAAUUAAAGUACAGGAACUUCUCUUUGACAGCAGGUUUCUUUUCCUUAAAACACUUUCCUCUGUUUGUCACUGGUGUUUAAAUGAUGUUAAAAGAAACAUGUGUGGUGAUAUUUUAUAUUUUUCUUAUUCAAACAAAUCCUAUUCAAAAAGAUCAAAAACAGAUCAAAGAGCCACAUGAUGCACCAGUGGCAUGAAUGUGGGAAAUGUAGUUUAGUUUUAAGUUGAUCCCAUAAACACCAUUCUGCUUCUUUACAUUUUCACUGGCUCACAAAAUGACUGUUAAUCCCAACAAAUUCCACGAUUUAUCCCACGACUGUUUGUGUACAAUUAGCUUAAACUACAGAAUGAAAAUAUUUAUCUUGGUAUUUAUCUUUUUGUUAUGCUGAAUCUAUAUAUAUAUUUCUGUAUGCCCUACUUUUAAAGAUGUGUCUCAGUUAGUUUCACUUCCUUCACCAGACUAUAGACUGUGUAGAAAGAUGGACGACAUGAGAGCUCCCUAACCCUGUCUGCAGUGUUGGUCAUAAAUCCAACCUCCUCCAUGUUAGUAGAUGGGACAUGGGCCAAAGUACACAUCAAAUAACAUUUUUCAGAGAUGGUUUCUUCCUUUUUAGUUAGUUCUUAUCACACUGAUGUAUGUUCAAGUGACUCAGUAUAUUGGUUAAGCGUGUCCAUCGCUGUCCCCCUUAUACUUCGGCUCAAUCCUCCAAUUGUGUCUGUGCAGACUCCGGCAGUAUUUGUGUUUUUGUUUGAAUUUUUUGGCUUGAUUUCUGGAUAAUGGGAGGAGGUGGAAACGUCAUCCAUUGUAGAGAUUGACUUGUGUUUUGUUUUAUAUUUUCAUAGGAUUUUUGACUGUAGGAAAAAUAUUACAUAUAUAAAUGUAGAAUAACACAGCUAAGGGAUUGAUUUUUCCUCUUCUUGUACCUCAGUCGAUGAUCUCCUUCACUUUUGUGUUUUGUGAAAGCUGGGAGGGGUCAUGGGUAGAUGCCAUCAGAUAAACUAAAAAGGCUGCACGCUAAUUUGUUUGCGUAUCAACAGAAAACUUUUCUACAUGUUGUGUGAGGGUGCAUCUGUGUGUGUGUGUGAGUGAGAGAGAGGGAGUGUAGAGGUUAAAUUCCAUGAACAAAUAGCUUGAAUAAAUUCCCUGAAGAAGAAAUGCUGAAACCUUUUCUGGUGCCUCUAAAAGAAUGCGUGUCUGUCUACAUCGAAAGAGUCCAACGAGUUCCUGUGGGUGACCUCAGGUUAGGCUGUGAAGGGGUGUAGAGAGUGAGCGGCCUUGUGGUUUUAGAAAUUACUUAAGUGCUGCAGGUUGAACACGUUAAAGAGAAACUCCACGACUCCUCUAAAUAUACUUGAACAAAACCCCAAAAGCCGGCUUCAAGCACCUCAAGUAUACUGUAAAUAUGCUUUGUGGAUAUAUAAAAUGCGUAUUUGUACUGUACAUGCUUUUCAAAAUGUAUUGUUGCAUGUAAAAUAGAUAAAAAUCUGUCAGUUAUGUAUCGACAGAAGAAUUACAUACAGGUUUUCAGACUAUUAUAGACUGUAAUUCAGUCAUAUGAUUUUUCAGUAAUAACAUGAUUAUCAGUCGUGUGGAGCUUCAGUAUACUGAUUAUGAGUCCAGUCCUGUACAGAGCAAAAAGAGAGUACUAGUUAUGACCAACUAUUUAAACUUGAUAUAAUAAAUGCA
Paralichthys olivaceus (Japanese flounder) is the source of this 3346-nucleotide messenger RNA. RefSeq names its product OX-2 membrane glycoprotein. Gene Ontology annotation, molecular function: cell-cell adhesion mediator activity. NCBI's taxonomy places the organism in Eukaryota, Metazoa, Chordata, Actinopteri, Pleuronectiformes, Paralichthyidae. The record is from RefSeq and is a predicted model, not a curated record. Gene Ontology annotation, biological process: negative regulation of neuroinflammatory response; heterotypic cell-cell adhesion. Gene Ontology annotation, cellular component: cell surface; axon; neuronal cell body.